Messenger RNA from Girardinichthys multiradiatus, 8185 nucleotides. RefSeq names its product TEA domain family member 1a (gene tead1a). Lineage: Eukaryota; Metazoa; Chordata; Actinopteri; Cyprinodontiformes; Goodeidae. The transcript is spliced from 12 exons. Gene Ontology annotation, molecular function: RNA polymerase II cis-regulatory region sequence-specific DNA binding; DNA-binding transcription factor activity, RNA polymerase II-specific. Bases 1766 to 3052 code for a protein of 428 amino acids. Gene Ontology annotation, biological process: hippo signaling; regulation of transcription by RNA polymerase II; embryonic organ development. Gene Ontology annotation, cellular component: transcription regulator complex. The record is from RefSeq and is a predicted model, not a curated record.
UUUUCCUCCAGUUAUUCACUUUAUUUUUUAUACAUUGCAUUCAGUUACAAAAAAUGUGUUUAGAAAAAAAAUGAAAACAAUGAAAACAACUUAUGAAAUACUCUGGUUAGAGACAACUGAAUCUGAGGUUUUGUCCAAGAUGUAAAAAGUCAAACUCUUUACCUCUGACAAAACAACCAGUAGCAUAGUGGUGACAGUAUCAUACUGUAGGGUGCCUUUUUUCCCCACUGCAUGGAAAUUUAAAAAGGAAUCAAUGAGAAGUCUUAAUGAUUUAGAGGUGAGUUAUGGACUUCACUGGUUUAACAAACAAUUAGGACCUUUUACUGAAGAUGGGUUAGUACUACAAAGGAAAAUUGUAUUCCUGUAUGGUGGCAGUAUCAUGCUCUGGGAUGAUUCCUUUUCCCACAGCAUGGACAUUCAAAAAUCAUUUUUUCCAAUUUAUGCAAAUAAGGGUUGGUUAUACAUAGGAAGUACUGAUCAAGAUCAAAUCUGUCAGUUUUGGGGGGAUAAUGAAUAAACUAGGGACUGAAAAUAGGAGAAAAAGUAGCCAAAGCCCAAAGAAAGCUUUAUGAAAAACCUCCGGAAAGGCUGAAGAACUGAACAACAGUGCUUUAUGUUUCAUUAGUGGUCAUUUUAUUUAGUAGUUUCUAAUUUAACUCUUUAUGCUAAUACUUUCAGUGUAGUACGGUGGUGGCAGUAUAAUGUUUUUUUUAUGGUGUUUAACGAACAAAAUAAAACCUUCCUCUGAAAUCAGCCCUUUUGUUCAGGAAAGUAAGGGUCACUGUUGAAAGACAAUGCUUUAAAAGAAAUUUCUGAAAGCUAUAGAUCUGUUGAUCAAGACCACUUUAACAGAUUACAGAUAACAGAAAAGGUCUCGUCGAGCUUCAGGGACAAAGUAUGAAUAAAUUAGAAGUGGUUGAAACAUUGGCUCUAAGAGUUGUUUUUCCUGUAUGAAGUUCAAUCUUUCUAAAGCAUUUAGUCUAUUAGUAUAAAUAAACAUAUCUUAUUUGUAGUGCUUUUAUUGUGUAAACUGCUUGUAAAAGUUUCCAAAUUGACUCGUCCAAAGCUGCUGUCAGCAGCGUUCUUUGAGCUUCAUCUUAUCUAUUAGGUCGUCAGCCGAGCAGAACAGACUGUGUUUUUAUCUGACCCUCUCCUCUUCCUCCUCCUCCUCAGCUGAACGGAGUUUAGGCGCUGCACUCUUCUUUUGUUGUUAAACGCAGCCCUUACAGUCUGCUCCCUCCCUCCGUCUCUUUCCUUUUUUUCCACCCAUCCUCCCAUCGCUCACUCACUCCGUUUCAUCCAGGGUGACGCCAGUCCCUCUCACCCCGCCCCGUUCAACUCAGUCCGCUGCGUUCAUUUCAUUCCUGCUCCCAUUCCGCGCAUAUUUCGCAUCCUUGGAGAGACGCUGCGCAUUUUACGCACUCAGCGCGCCCCGAUCUUUCAUCAAAGCGAGGCCGAGAGCGGAGUCCGGAGUGGGCCGAGGGCUUCCCGGUUCUGCGGCGGCUCCGAUCCGUCGGGAAAGUGUGGGAAUUAAAGGAGAAAAGCGGCGUUUGGUUCGAGGUUUUGGUCCUUCUGAUGCUGGUGUUCUGCAUCGACUGGCUGACCUUUUUGUUCAUUCCUGGCUGCCAUUUAAAGAUAUCUGUACUGAGACAAUAAAAAGCCUCGAUAUUGGCUUUUUACGUUUCACUUUUACAAGUUAGUUUUCGCCAUUAAAAAAAAAAAAAAUCUAAACACCACCAUCAGCUAAGCACAGUUAGCUGCCAGGAUGGAGCGCAGUAGCUGGAGUGGCAGUGAGAGUCCAGGGGAGGACAUGGACAGACUCAGUGAUUCAGGAGGAGACAAGACUAUGGAUGGGGACCCCGAGGGGGUCUGGAGCCCAGACAUCGAGCAGAGCUUCCAAGAGGCCCUGGCCAUAUAUCCGCCCUGUGGGAGGAGGAAGAUUAUACUGUCAGAUGAAGGGAAGAUGUACGGUCGAAACGAGCUGAUAGCCAGAUACAUCAAACUCCGAACAGGCAAGACGCGGACAAGAAAACAGGUAUCCAGUCAUAUCCAGGUCUUGGCUAGAAGAAAAUCCAGGGAGUUUCAGUCCAAACUAAAGGACCAGAAUGCCAAGGAGAAAGCGCUGCAAAGCAUCUCGUCCAUGUCCUCCGCUCAGAUCGUUUCAGCCACCGCCAUACACAGCAAGCUGCUGCCUGGAAUUGUGCGGGCCAGCUUCCCUGGCAACGCACAGCUGUGGCAGGGGAUGAUUCCAGGAGGGCAGUCCAGCUCCACCACGGAAGACAUCAAGCCGUUCUCCCAGCAGGCCUACCCUGUGCAGACAACAGGGGCCACCACAAUCGCAGCCUACGAGCCUGCUGCUGCAGCCCAAACACACAGAGAGCCAGCAUGGCAAGGGCGAUCCAUCGGCACCACCAAACUACGACUGGUGGAGUUUUCAUCUUUCUUAGAGUCACAGAGGGAUCAGGAGGCAUACAACAAGCACCUGUUUGUGCACAUCAGCCAGAGCAGCCCGAGCUACAGUGACCCACUGCUGGAGUGUGUGGACAUCAGGCAAAUCUAUGACAAGUUCCCCGAGAAGAAGGGAGGCCUCAAGGAGCUUUUCAGUAAGGGGCCGCAGAAUGCAUUCUACCUGAUCAAGUUCUGGGCGGAUCUGAAUUACAGCGUACAGGACGACUCUGCAGCCUUCUACGGCGUGACCAGCCAGUACGAGAGCUCGGAGAACAUGACCAUCACCUGCUCCACCAAGGUCUGCUCUUUUGGCAAGCAGGUGGUGGAGAAGGUGGAGACGGAGUAUGCAAGGUUUGAAAACGGGCGGUUCGUCUACAGAAUCAGUCGUUCUCCCAUGUGUGAAUACAUGAUCAACUUCAUCCACAAGCUGAAACAUUUGCCUGAGAAAUACAUGAUGAACAGCGUGCUGGAAAACUUCACUAUACUGCUGGUCGUGAGCAACAGAGACACUCAGGAGACCUUGCUGUGUAUGGCUUGUGUGUUCGAAGUGUCGAACAACGACCACGGAGCACAGCACCACAUCUAUCGCCUCGUCAAGGAAUAAGACACUCCUUCUCGUUAACAAUUGCACAUCUAUGGCCUUUGCUUGGUGAUUAUUCAUGGUGACGUCAGAGGGAGAGAAAUAGAUCCCUUAAAAACUACCAAAAUUUCAGUCCACCAAAAAAAAAAAAAAAAUCAGUAAAGGAUAAAUAUGGCUGCAUUUUCACUGCCACUUUAGAAACUAGCCAUCAACAAAAGCAGUGACAAUGUAGCCAUAAAGCCCUGUGAGAAUCAACAUGGAUGGUUUUUCCCAAGAACUCCCCAACAUGAGGAGCAGUCGUCAUCCAUCCCACUAAUUAAGCUUUCUUAGCACAUCUGAAUUUUACAGCUGCAAUCAUGGGAAUAAAAGUGGGAUUCGUGUUACAAUGUUUUGGGGAAAAACAUGCCAGGGAAAAGGAGAAACCGUUUUCAUUCCAUGGUGGAGAAAAAAGCAUUAUCAGCCAAGACAUACCGAAGGUCAGACCCUGUGUAUCAUCAAUAACCUGUUGGAGAAAAGGACACUACUGCAUUAUGGUAUAGUAGAAUAUAGCUCUGGAUGUGUACAGAUAGACUCUGCAGGUUGUGCCAGUUGUGUUCUUGCACAAAUGAAGAGGUUUGACCCAAAGAAAAAGAAUGAAGUUUUUACUUUUUGUAUGUUUUCCCUUAACACAAACACACAUUUUAAACUUUGGUAUCUUGUUUAUGGAUUGUAGCAUGUAGAUUAUAUUUCAAUUCUCCUAAUUACUAUCUAAUUUCUAAAAACAUAAUGGAGGGGAAACAAGAAAUUCAGGUACCUUUUUGUGCAGCAGGUGACUUUUAAUCCAGCCCUUUAGAUUUUAGUCCAGGUCUUACUGAAUCCAGGGCAGAAAUGGUGGAUUUCUAGUAAAGACUGAGACAAAUGAUCCUAAAAUGAUCCAAGGCACUGAGAUCAUCAUUUUAAACAAACUGUUCGGAUUCCUUGGAAAAGCACUGUGAUUGUUUUUGAAACUACAUCAUUCAUAGUGUCCAGCUGUUAGACAAGCUAUUGUUUAACUCUCAUUCUAAAACAUGUUCCUUAUUUCAGUGUUUGUACCAGCAAAGUAGAGCCUUAAAUGUCUGCCUAAACCUGAGAUACUUCUCCACCCAUGUUACAACCGACCGCCCUGACUCGAAGCCUUAGAACCCCUUGCUUCAGGAUUAUGGAUCACCGAUUUCCCUUCGAUCUUUUCCCUCCCUCGUGAAUCCAAAACCAAAAAGCGCUGAUGAUGAUGUUGAUAGAGUGUACUGUAGCAGGUGUCGUCUGAUGGCUCGUCUGCGUCAUGCUCAGCAGCGUGAAGUGCCUUUAGCUGGAGACGGCAGUAGAUGUUUCUGUUCUGGUUCCAUGUUUUAGAGGAAGCUCUGUAGACAUAAAUAAACUGUAGGCUCAGUUUUCUGUUGUCUUUUAGCCAGUUAUCUACAGUCUGAUAUUUAAUGUAUUUUUUUUAAAUGACAGUCAGCACUGGAUCCUCCUUGAAAGAUCUGUUUAAUUUCACAAAGAUACCAGUGGGAUAUAUUCUUAUUCUUAUUCUUUUGGUAUUUAAUGGCGGUGUUUGCUUGUGUUUUUGUGCUUCUCAUGUGACUCUGUAAGAAAAGCUUGAAAACUUAAUGUAAUCUGGUGCCUCAUUCAACCUACAACUUUUUUGAAGAACAAUAGUUAAACGGAAGACCAAUUUUAACAUGAACCUCUACUUCAGGGCUGUCUAUUCAGUUGGAGGCAUGGGCUGAUGUAAUAAUAAUAUACUCUCAAAAGUGUACACAUCCCUGCUAAAAUACCAGGUUUUAGGGACAUAAAAAUCAAUAUUAUGAGAAAUAAUUCAAAGACAUUUUCCACAGAUAAUGUAACAAUUAUCCUGUACAAUUCAAAUAAAAAAUGAACUUAUCUGUUAGAAAGUAAAUAUAAAGCUCCAAUAACCUUGCUCCAUAAGUUUGCACACCCUUAAACUAAUACCGUGUUCAAACACUUUUGAUUCAGUUACAGCAUUCAGUCUUCUUUGGUAGGACUCAGUGUCCCACAUGUUGACUUGGAAAUAUCUGCCCACUCCACCUUGCAAAGUUCCAAUUUAUUUCUCAGCUAAGCAUUUCUAAAACAUUCAAUGCCUUCUCAUGAAGUAAGUCCUUUGUUGAUUUAGAUGUAUGAUUGCACUCACUAUGAUGCUGGCAAAUUAAGCCCAUCUUCAUCUAGCUGAGGGUUUUGGGCAAACUGAAGAAAAGCAAUCCCAGAUCAUUAUCCUGCCAACCCCAUGUUUCACUAUGAUAAAUAUGUUAUUUUUGUGAUGUUCAGGCUCAGGUUUGGUUAAAUCAUUCUCCUACAAGGCCUAGGGAAAUUCAAACUGGGUCUGGAUGUUUUCUUUGGACUAAAAAGCUUCUGCCCUGCAAUCCUACUCUGUAAUACAAACAUAUGGAGAAUGUGGGUAAUUGUUUCUGGCUUGUUAUGUUGCUGUUUCAUUGAAUUGCAAAUGACUGUUUUCACUUUGCGAUAGUACAUAUCUAAUGUGGAUAUUUUUCCAACCUUCUCCUGACUGAUACCUUUGUACAAUGAGAUCAUUUUGAUAAUUUGUCACAUCUCCACAAACUAUAGCUUUAGCUGAAGGACAGAAAUUUCAGAAAAUCCCAAAGUGACAUCUGAACUUUGUUUAUGCUUAUUCAGAUUCAACAUAACUGAAGGUCGGGGAGGAGUAAAACAGACCGAAUGCUCAAACUAAAUCCAAAGGCAGUUCACUGAAGCACACUUUAACAACCAGUUUAUUUCAGUUUUCUCUUAUUUUUUCUUGAGAUCCGUUUGUCUUUUAGUUUAUCUGUACAGGAUAAACGUCAUAUUACAGUUAGAAAAUGCCUUGUUAAUGACAAAAACUGGUUAUUUGGCAGCAAUGCUCAACUUUAUGCUCCACGCAGCUAGAAAAACCCCUGGUUACUUCCGCUCUUCCUCUGGCAUCUCAUGAAAGAUCUGAACCCUAAGAACAGUUUGAAGGGUAAUUUUAGCAGUUUUAAAACGUUGGUGUACUUUUAUAAUGGAAACCAGCCCAUGCCUAAUCAGUUCAGGUCACUUUUGAAGGUUUAAAGUCUCUAAGGCUUCUUAGUUCGGCAUAAACACUAAACUACAACAACAACCACUCCGUGUUUCAGAAAGAAAAUGUAUUACUGGGUUCUUUAUUGCAAGCAGAGGUUUAGUUUGGAUCUUAGAGCAGUUCAAAUGGAACCAUGAAGAUCUUGCAUAAUAAAGAUAAAUAGAAUAAACCCAACAUUCAAUGGCAACAGAGUGAAUCAAGUCCUAUUAAUAGGAAGAAGCUGCUCAGAGUACCAAAAUUCAUUUUUACAGGCCUAUUUCUAACAUAUUAGAAAUUGUAUUAACUUUUUUUAAAUGAAUGAACUUGUUAAAUCAAAUUCUUUUACAUUUGGUAGAUAAAUGCCUAAACCCUUGGUGACCCAUGUCAAACUGUGUCCAUAAGGGUAAAAGAUGGAGUUCUAAUAUAAAGCAAGUAAAAGUUUUUCCAUCCACACUGCUUUGAAUAAAGAAAGUUAUGAAUGUAAGUGCAGGAAUGUUUUAGCUGUUAACAUUUACUGUGCACUUAUAACACUCUUUCAUUAUAAUUUAACUGAAUUUUCAUUCACACACUUCCUGCAGGGCAGUAGUGUGUGAAUGACUCAAAAGGACUUUUUAUACAUUUAAUAAAUUAUUUAUCGCUUAAACUGUAGGAACCGGCUCCAACUGCUACUGUUGGUGCAUAUUAGUUAUUAGGAAAAGACAUUCACCCAAUACCAUGAGUUAGUCAUGAAAGCAGUAAAAAUUCCUGAGGUAUCUGGAUAGUUUAAGCAGAGGCCGCUUCAGUCGUUCACAAGUGUUAGAAAUUCCUCACAGAUUUGUAGCAACUGUGCCAGUUUUUUUUUUUUUUUUUUACCAGUUGGAAAAGUUUUCCACCAAGUCUACACUGAACUACCAAAAUCUGAAGAUGACAAUAGAUGCAAUGUAAAAUAAUGAGGCCCAGGUGAGUCUAAAUGUUUAGAAACGUUUAAAUCUGUAUGAUUUAAAAAAAAAACAAAAAAACAAGUGGUUAGAAAGCGUUGAAGGACUCUAGUGGUUGCUUCCAGCUGCGAUGGUUAGAGGUGUCCAGAAGAUGCAGGACUGUGGAGCAGAGGCCUCAGAGCUUAAAUAAUUCUUGGUGAUGACAUCUGAUCUACAGCCAGUCUGACCUUUCUGGAUUUCGAAUUCAUCUCUGUUAACCUUUAGACCUCUGAGGUUUCGACCCUCACUGAGUUUUGUCCCACGCUGCAGUAAUUUGUUUGCAGACAGCCUAAAAGAGUUUCUAUUCCGGUAUCAACAUGCAACAUAUGAGUGUUAACCUAGCAGGUGGCCUCGAAGCCGCUGAUGCUAUUUGGACAUCGUCUACCACCUGCUUACCAAAGGCAGUCAUGAUGUGGCACAAAGCACAGCAGACUAGUGAUGUCAUGGGAGCCGAACAAGGCUUAGAAGCCCCUUAUCCCAAAAUAAUGAAUCUGGACACAUCCUAACAUCUCAGCUGGCAGAUCGUGUAGGAACUGCAGGAAAUAGGCCUCUCUAAACUGUGACUUAUUAAAAAUGUCUGUUAGCAGUCAUUGUUCAUUGUUAAAUAUCUACUCAUCAUAAUGGCACUAAAGGCUGACUCAGUGUGUAUACUCCAUGCCUGAAGGUUUCAGUGGAGUGGAGUUUCUCAGUCAUGGUUGUCCGUGUGCUUAAUGUUGUCUUGUGUCUGUAAGUGAGGCAUUUAUCUCCUAUCCUGAACCACGUUUGGCACAGAGGUCCUGUCUGUAAAAAUCAGCUCCAAAAUGGCCUUGAAACUUUUCGCUCCGGUGCACGCGCAGCACGUCUGCCUGUUCACUGAGGAUUUCCAGAAGGUGCUUUGUAUGAAAGUGACAAUAACCUUUAUUACAGAUGUUGUGUAUAUCUUUGAUAUUCUGAUGUUUAUCCUAUUUUGUGAAGAAGAGAGAACAUUUAGAAAAAAAGCCAGAAACUAGUAAUAUGUGUGUAUUGGUAUUGCACAGGGUCUGAUCUUUGCUUUGUAACUUUUAUCCCCCUCAUAUGGCUAAAAGUAUGUUAGAUAUUUUCUAGCUUUGUAGAGACUUUGUAUGCAUAUGCUAUUCAGUUUAAAUAAAUUGUCAGUUCUAA